AUGGAAUUGACAAGAACCAGUUGUGCGGUUAUUUAUGUCAUUCUCCUUUGUGCUUUGGCUCAUGGGGGUUCAGAGGGGAAAGAAGAUGAGCUAUAUAGAGAUGUUCCUGUUUCCUCACCUUUCCUCGAUAUUCAUCGAAAACAGGCCGAGAAUGUGUGGAAACAUUGCAGGAAAGAAUUGACAGAGAAGAACAAUGAUGUUAAAGACAUCAACUUGCAUCCAUUGGAAGGAAGCAGUGACAUCCAUAAGAAAAAACAAGUUUCAAACUUCAUAAGAACAAGUGCUACUCCUCCAGCACCUAUUUCUGAAUUGAAAGCGUCUUCAAGAUUCUUGCUAACAAAACAUUCUAGAUCAACCUUGGCUUUAAAAAACGAUCAUCAGCAUCAUCAUCGUCAUCAAACAAAUUCAAUCGCAGAAACACCACUUGAUCAUAUAUCACCAUUGUCACCAUUCUCACCAUUGUCACCAAGGUCUAGUGAUAAUAGUCCAUCCCCCAAGCAUUCAUUGGUAGCGCCAAUUCAUGUCUCAACACCAACAAUUUCUUCAACACCGUCACCUACUCCUGUUCCUGUUCCUAGUACUACUCCUGUUCCUGUUCCUGAUACUAGUACUGGAAUCCCGUAUUUACCACUCCCUCCAGAUAAUUUUGCACAGUUACCACCACCUCCGCGUCAAUCUGCUCCUCCAUCUCAGAUAACAAGUGUUCCGGUAACUUCGCCGCUGCCGCCUUCACUUAACCGUGAUGAAAGAAAGAAGAAAACAAUUAUUUUAGCUGCAUCUCUAUCAGGAAUCGUAGUCUUGAUAGGAUUGUCCCUUUGCUAUCGUGAGGCCAAAACCAAUAAAGUGGAGAGAGAUGACGACCAUUUUCUCAUAUUAACCUCAAAUGAUUAUUCUGGAGGUCCUCAGAAGAUUGUCCGUUUAGGAGAUACUAAUAUAGAAGAAUCUGGUGUUGCUAUUAACAAAGGAAAGAGUUCAUCAAGUGGAAGAAAGUGGUCCAUGAAGGCCGGAGAUAAUAACAAUAUCACACUGGCUGAAACAUCAACAUCAGAAGAUGUAGGACAAGUAACAGCAACUUCUUCUGGAAUACCAGCCCCUCCGCCUCCUGGCCCACCGCCGCCUCCUCCUCCACGGCCACCCACGCUUGCUCCUCGUCCUCCACCGCCUCCAAAAUCCAGCCAACCACCACCCGCUCCUCCUCCCAAACCAAUGGCAGGUAAAAACAAAGGUAUACCUCUUGGACCGCCAAAACAAGGAAGUUCUAGGGAAGGUGAUGCUCCAAAGCCUAAACUAAAGCCGUUCUUUUGGGACAAGGUUAAUGCAAAACCUGAUCAAUCAAUGGUGUGGCAUGAGAUCAAUGCAGGGUCAUUUGUGUUCAAUGAAGAAAUGAUGGAGUCUUUAUUUGGUUGCGCCAACCAGAAUAAAAACGAAUGUAGAAAAGAUUCACCUUCUCUAGAUACUUCAGUACAUUAUAUUCAGAUUAUUGACCCUAAGAAAGCACAGAAUUUAUCAAUUCUGUUACGUGCUCUGAAUGUUACAACAGUAGAAGUUGUUGAUGCACUAAACGAAGGUAACGAGAUUCCUGUGGAGCUUAUCCAAACGCUGUUGAAGAUGGCACCAACACAAGAAGAGGAACUGAAACUUAGGUUAUUCUCUGGAGAACUAUCUCAACUAGGUCCAGCUGAGCGGUUUCUAAAAGUACUGGUUGACAUUCCAUUCGCUUUCAAACGUCUUGAAUCUCUCAUGUUCAUGUUGAUUCUUCGAGAAGAGUCCUCAAGCAUCAAGGAUUCCUUCACAACAUUAGAGGUUGCUUGCGAUAAGCUGAGAAAAAGCAGGUUAUUCUUAAAACUACUAGAAGCAGUACUCAAAACCGGAAACCGAAUGAACGACGGUACAUAUCGCGGUGGUGCUCAAGCAUUUAGGCUCGACACACUUUUAAAACUCUCGGACGUAAAAGGAACAGAUGGAAAAACAACACUGUUACACUUUGUGGUUCAAGAAAUUAUACGUUCAGAAGGAAUACGAGCAGUAAGCACCGAAAGAGCAAGCAGAAGCCUUUCCAGCUUAGGAACGGAGGAUGCAGAUUACGAAAACGAAGAAUCAGAAGAACACUAUCGUAGCCUUGGACUUCAAGUAGUUUCAAGCUUGAGCAAUGAACUUGAAGAUGUUAAAAAAGCAGCACUAAUAGACGGUGAUGCAUUGAGUAACGCGGUUUCAAAAAUCGGCCAUUCGUUGGGUAAGAGCCGGGACUUUUUGAACACUGAUCUUAAGAAUUUGGAAGAAGAGAGUGAGUUUCAAAUCUGUUUAGAAAAGUUUAUGGAACAUGUGGAAGGAGAGGUAACGUGGCUUGUAGAAGAAGAGAAGAGGAUAAUGGGAUUGGUUAAGAGUACAGCAGAUUAUUUUCAUGGAAAUGCAGGGAAAGAUGAAGGACUGCGUUUGUUUUUGAUCGUACGCGAUUUUUUGAUAAUAUUGGAUAAGGUUUGCAAGGAAGUGAAAGAAGCUACAUUGAAGUCUAUGAAGGCUUCUAAUAAGAAAGAAACUCCAUCACCGUCAGUGUCAGUUCCGUCUUCUCCGGAUACACGCCAACAGUCUCAGUUGCCGCAGACGCAGUCUUCUGAUCUUCAUAGGCGAUUGUUUCCGGCUAUUGCAGGGCGGAGAGUGGAUUAUUCUAGCUCAGAUGACGACGACGAUGGUGAUUAG
Molecule: messenger RNA, 2697 nt
Organism: Lathyrus sativus (Indian pea)
Lineage: Eukaryota; Viridiplantae; Streptophyta; Magnoliopsida; Fabales; Fabaceae
Source: the annotation of a GenBank genome assembly